Molecule: messenger RNA, 465 nt
Organism: Trichomonas vaginalis G3
Lineage: Eukaryota; Parabasalia; Trichomonadida; Trichomonadidae
Exons: 1
Coding region: 1-465 (154 amino acids)
Source: RefSeq, a predicted model, not a curated record
AUGUUCCUUCUUCUCUUUUCUUUGACUGUAGCAGAUCUCCCAGAUCUUCCAGGAGAUGACUUUGAAGUUGAUGUACCAAGAACUCCCUUUCCGACAGUCGCUCCGACUACUCCUGUCGCUACUCAACCUCGAAAAGAAGAUUUCAAUGAUAUCACAGUAACUUCGACUCCAAAUCAAAUCCAAAAGAAAUUACUUUACACUUUCGUCGCGCUGGUAUGCGUGGCGCUUGUUGGUAUUAUUGCAACCGUUUCAUUUUUCAUUAUCAAAAAACGUAACUCAGGAAGAGUUACAGCAACAGAAUUUGAUCAGGAGGAUGAAUCAGACAAUGCUACCAAAACAGCAACCCAAACUCGAGAUUUUAACACAACAAAUUCUCUUAACCGUACAAUUUCUUCUCGAAAAGCCACUCCAAAUACAACACUCCAUACAAAAUCAAUGUACGCAGUGAAUACAGUAAUUCUUUGA